Arthroderma uncinatum is the source of this 3363-nucleotide messenger RNA. RefSeq names its product zinc finger transcription factor 1. The record is from RefSeq and is a predicted model, not a curated record. Gene Ontology annotation, molecular function: zinc ion binding; DNA-binding transcription factor activity, RNA polymerase II-specific; DNA binding. NCBI's taxonomy places the organism in Eukaryota, Fungi, Ascomycota, Eurotiomycetes, Onygenales, Arthrodermataceae. Gene Ontology annotation, cellular component: nucleus. Gene Ontology annotation, biological process: regulation of DNA-templated transcription; DNA-templated transcription. The transcript has a single exon. Bases 1 to 3363 code for a protein of 1120 amino acids.
AUGGCCUCGGGGCUCGAUCUCACCUACCUGCAGCGGGACGACGGCGGAGUGGACGAGCCCGCCGCUGCGUCCUCGAUGGGCUCCAUCGGCUUUAGAGCAAACACCAGCGAUACCACGAAUGAUACCAGCUACAGCAACAGCCGGAACGAGUUCGCCGGAGACAGCAGCACGGGCGUCGGUGCCGAGGAGGAGCAGCAGCAGGAUGUUUACCGCACGCUGUACGAGAACCCCGGAGCGGCGCAGAACUACAUCGUCGACGGCUCCGAGGCGGGUGUCGCUGCCAAUGGCGGGGGCAGCGCAAUGGGUGAUGUGAUGCAGCAGCAGGCCAACGACACCGCCGAACAGGACAAUAUGCGGCCCUGGACCGAGCUGAAGACGAAGGCAGGCAAGGAGCGGAAGAGGUUGCCACUUGCGUGUAUCGUAUGUAGGAGGAAGAAGAUUCGCUGCUCGGGCGAGAAACCGGCAUGUAAGCACUGCUAUCGAUCGAGGAUACCGUGUGUCUACAAGGUGACCACCAGGAAAGCGGCGCCACGGACAGACUACAUGGCCAUGCUGGACAAGCGGCUGAAGCGGAUGGAGGAGAGAGUGAUGAAGGCCAUCCCCAAGGACGAACAGCGCGAUAUGGCUGGCAUCGGGCGUGCGACUGUAAAACCGCAUCCGCCGGGACAGGCUUCUCGUCCUGCCAGAGCUGCACUGAAGAAACGGACGGCAGCCGAAGCCUUCAGCGCCGAACUGAAUGAAUGGACUCGACCUGCUACCGCUAAUCCCAUCCCUCCUACUACUAAUACUGCUACUACCACUGCUACUGCUCCUACUAAUACGGCGUCUGGCGAGAAGGAUGCCUCGAUAUCGGACAUGCGUUCCGAUCUUCCUCCUUCCUUACAGCCACAUAUCAACACCGAACACAAGCUGCUCUCGCAGGGAGCAGAGUUUCUACCGUCAAUGGAACUCCAGGAACAUCUCGCGGAAGUCUUCUUCGACUGUGUCUACGGCCAAUCCUAUCUACUUCUACACAAACCGAGUUUCAUGCGUAAGUUGAAAACCGAUGCCGUCCCUCCAGUCCUCAUCCUGGCCAUCUGUGCCGUCUCUGCACGUUUCUCCACCCAUCCACAGGUCAACACGGAGCCGGCCUUCCUACGAGGUGAGUCCUGGGCAGACGCUGCUGCAGACAUCGCACUCGCCAGACACGACCAACCCAACAUCACCAUCCUUACUGUCUUCCUCAUCCUCGGUCUGCACGAGUUUGGAGCUUGUCAUGGUGGCCGAAGUUGGUCCUUCGGUGGAAUGGCAUUACGUAUGGCCUAUGCCUUACAGCUUCAUCGAGAACUCGAUCGCGAUCCUCUUGGACAGGGCGGUAAUGCCUCAGAACUAAGCUGUACAGAUAGAGAAAUCCGACGAAGGACGAUGUGGGCGUGUAUCCUUAUGGACCGUUACAAUUCAUCUGGUAGCCAACGGCCUCCCAUCGGAAACGAGAAAUUCUUACAGAUCCAGCUACCGAUUAAAGAGUCGCACUUUUGGCGCGAGAUACCGGGUCCAACUGAAGACUUAGAUGGUUCAGUGCCCAAUCCUGUGCCCGAAGGGGUCGGUCAGCUGUCCAAUCCAAGAAACAAUAUGGGAAUAUCCGCAUAUAUCAUACGAGGUAUCAUGCUAUGGGGGAAGAUUGUCGAUUAUCUUAACCUAGGCGGCAAAGCAAAGGAUCCCUGCCGACUCUGGGAACCGGAAUCGGGUUACAACCAGCUGAAGAGGCAGCUGAAGGAGUUUUCUUCUUCGUUACCAGAGAGUUUAGUGUUCAGUUGGGAGAACCUACAAAACUACGCGGUCGAAAAGAUUGCAAACCAGUUCAUUUUCCUACACAUCGUCAUUCACCAGAACACCUUAUUCCUUAACCGAUUUGCGAUCCCACUCUCUCCCCGAGGCCGCCCGCCGAGAGAUAUUCCGAAACCAUUCCUGAGCGAAGCUGGACGGGCUGCAGUCGAAGCAGCAAGUCAUAUCUCUAUGCUUAUCGAUCAGGCAUCUGGAUACAUGCUCACUGUUCCAUUUGCUGGCUAUUGCGCCUACGCUGCAAGCACCGUUCACAUUUGGGGAAUUUUCUCCAAGAAUCCACAACUCGAAGCAGCUUCGAAGGAGAACUUCCGACACACCUAUAAAUAUCUAAACAAGAUGAAGCGGUACUGGGGUAUGUUCCACUACAUGGUUGAGAGUUCGAAGGAAAGGUAUCGACAUUUUGCCGAAGCUUCUGUUCGAGGUCGCAUAGCACCCGGUGUCAAUAAGGAUAGCAAAGAGCAAGACGUACCGAUAUUCCAGUAUGGUGAUUGGUUCGACAAGUAUCCUCAUGGAGUGUCGAAGUUGCGCUGGGAGGAUCCUGAUGUAGAAGUCAAGAAGGAGAGCGGUAGCGAUGCAGUGAUGGCCCAUCAGUCUGAUCUACAGAGUGUCGAGGAGUUCUUUACCAGCUUAUCUCCUGUCUCGCCGUCGGGGGGUCCGAGAAAAGAGGCGAAGCGAACAGACACCACCACACCGUCCGAUAAGGCCCGACGGCAAGCUGCGACGAGAAGUAACACCAUCUCUCAGCCUUCCAACGUUCCCUCUACACAGGCGCCACAGCCUCGAAUUGUCCCGAAUAGUAUAUCACCGGAUCAACGACAGCAUCAACAGCCACAGAUGCAACCUCAAAUGCAACCAGUUCCAACCACCAUGAGUUCUCAAAUCCAACAACAACCAGAACCCAUGCCAAACCACGUAACCGCCGAUUACUCCAACUACACCAACCCGAAUAUGUACACACACCACACAGAACCGACCCCCUUCAGCGCUCCUGCAUAUAAAUUCCACACCAACCCCGACCCACUACCACAAUUAGACCGACAACUUGUUUAUGACGCCUAUAUCGGUGUCGAAGCUAUACCCCAACAUCCAAUCCCCACUCCAUCUUCCAACAGCCAUCCUAUCCAUUCCCAUCACGCACCACAACCUCAACCGCAGGCUCAACCCAACCACGGCCCCGAUCCGAACAUGAACAAUUCCUACUGGAACAACAACAGCUACCAAUCCUACGAAAUGCAACCCCCCAUGAACUGGAACGGCGAACUCAUCCAAUCCAGUGCAUGGUUCUUGCCAUUCAACCUAGACCCAAUAGCGGGCGGUCUUGACGGGGAUGUUUCGCAGUCGGGCGCCGGUGCAGCCCCAGCCAUGGCAGGAGGGCCCUCUCAUUCCCCUCAACACCCAGCCGUGUCUUCCGGCAUGUCAAUGGGCGAUGGGGGUUAUUAUGGCCCUCCAACCAUGAUGCAUCCCGUGGGCAUGGGCUUAGGCAUGAAUGAGAGCAUACCUCCCAAUAUUUCAGAAACCAUCCGGGAGCGGGUGGGCUGA